UUUCUGUCGUUUUGGUCGAUCGGGGCUUCGUUCAUUUUCCGGCUGAUGCUGAAUUUAUUUAGAACAAUAAGAAAGGAUGGUGACUUAUGUGGGUCUACACGCUCAGCUGGCGUCCAUCAUGGAGGUGUUGGCCAACGCGGCGGUGGCGGAUAUCUGCCGGCUGGUGGACGACGCUCUGGCCGCCGUCAGGUCGGAGGUCUCCAGGACUCAGAGGGAGAAUGUGGCCCUGAAAAGCAAAGUGCGUCUGAUGGAGGUCCAGGGUCACAGGGACGGAGCUACCUGCUCCGGAUCAGAACACUUUGAAGAACAUCCUGCCGCUGUAAACACGAGCUCCAAGCCCGCCUCCCUGGGGAGUUCAGAGUCUCAGCUGUCGAGGAUUACCACUGCGAUGUGUCCAAUGUUUUCUGUGCAUCAGCCGGCGAUGAUGACGGAGCCGCCAGUGGAGCCAGAUCUCAGCACCAUCAAGAAGGAAAGGCUAGAAGAGGAGCUGAGAGGCUGCAGCGUGUUCAAGGACCAUCCGGUGGUCUCCAGCAGCACCAGAUCGUCUUCUUGCUCUUUUCCUGCAGAGGACGACCGCCCUCUCCACGUUCAAGCAUCCGUGAGCAUCACCGAAGCACAAGUCAGGGUCUCACAUCGGUUUGAGAAAGACCACUUUCCCAAACCUGACACUCAGCGGCAAAGAAAGGCAACAGAGGAAGUCACGAACCUGACGGCGCCACAAGCGGAAAACGCACACAGCGGGCUGGGUUUGUAUUGUCUUCCAGCAGAACAAACACACGAGACGGUAACGAGGAGUUCUGUCUCACACAGGGCCCAAGAAAUAAAAGACGUGGGUGACAAAGGCGGUGAAACGGUGUGUCUUGUAGAUCCCGGUGACUCUCUGCCCCUUCCACAGUGCAGCGGCGCUACUGUGAUUGAUGCACAGACUGUGAACGGUGGAAAGACUCUGGAAUUGGACGUGCUGUCCACACACACUGCAGUGAACAGUGUGCGCGGUGCUGCACAGGCUGUGGCAGCGGACUGGAGGGGAGAAACUGCAGAAACAGCCUCAGCCGUUAAAGUGGAAGAUCAGAUCCAACCCUGCUGGUCUGAAAACGCUGCUUUUGGGGCAGAUAAUUUAGUUUACAUCUCCACAGAUGCUACCGAGGAAGUUAAGGUGAAUAAUAACAGAUUAAUGAGCAAUAACUGCUUUUUAUCACAGAGUUACCACAGAGCGAGUGACUCGGGGAAGAAAUGCACUGAGCUGGACACCGAUGGCUUUGACUCCUCCUCCUUUGAUGAUCUGUUUUCCUCCCCAGAAGUAGCUAGAUCCUUAAUAGCUCCUCACAAAGACUGCACAGAAGGAGGCGCUAAGGAGCAGCUCUUAUCAUCAUCAAGAGCAGCAUCUUUUCCAUACCUAAGCAGUAAAAGAAGUUUUGGAAACCUUUCAGCCCCAACAUCAGAGUCUGUCACCUUCAGGAACCCGUCAUCUGAUUCCAGAAGCAAAGUUCUUCCAAGCAACAUAGGGCGGGUUUUCAGCUGCCAGCAGUGCAACAAAAUGUUUUCCAGCUCCAGAGACCUGGCGGUGCAUCAGCGAUCCCACGCCGGAGAGACCAUCUAUCACUGCCACGUCUGCAAGAAGCCUUUUGUCCACCCGAACCAGCUGAAAACCCACCAGCGGGUACACACCGGGGAGAAACCGUUCAGCUGCACUCAGUGUGGGAAGCGCUUCUCGCAGUCGAGCCACAUAAAAAGACACAUGAGCGUCCACACGGGGGAGAAGCGCUACAGCUGCAGCCUGUGUGGGAAGCGCUUCUCUCAAGCGUGCAGCCUCAAAGUGCACCAGGCAGUUCACACUGGAGAGAGACCCUACAGCUGCACCAAAUGCGGCAAGAGUUUCUCCGUGCUGGGUAACCUGGUCCGCCAUCAGAGUGUUCACAUUGGCAGGUGAAGCGGCUCAAAAUGACACUUUCAUCUGUGGUUUACCUUUUUCUUAUUUGGUGUUUUUGACGUGUAACAGCUGUAAGGUGUCAUCGGAGGGCUUCAGUCCUGCCAGUCACGACUAACUGAGACCUGGAACUUACAGAAGUGAGACUGCAGGUGCAUUCACACUGGAUCAGGGUGCUUUUCUGACAGAUUUCAGCAUGUGCAGGAAGCUGGUCGUCCAGAGAGUCAGAGGAACACAAAUGCACUUUCUCAGUGUCUGAGGAGUAUUUCAGUGUGACGGUAACCUGAUGACUGCCGCUGUGUGUCCACAUGUGAAAUGUUUGGUGGGUGAUCCAAAGAAAUAAAUGCCAAAUCUUUAACCAAGAAGACACUGAUGCUGAUGUGAAAGGUGACAUAAAUGGAGUCAUAGAAGUACUGGCAUCAAAAAUGACCGCUCCAGCUAUUUUUCAGAUGUUUUACUGACUUUACAGAUCCUGUGCUUUUUGGAUACAUGAAUAUGUGUAUGUGUACCGUGGUCAACUUCUGAUUGGCUAAUUCCUCAUUUGUUUGCUAAACCUGAUAAAGGCGUUGACCCAGGACAUGUUUUUUUCCUUAAAAUAAAUUUCUGAAAAUGUUGAGUAUUGGUUGUCUCUAUAAGUAUCAGGUA
Thalassophryne amazonica is the source of this 2572-nucleotide messenger RNA. RefSeq names its product zinc finger Y-chromosomal protein 2-like. Bases 77 to 1930 code for a protein of 617 amino acids. The record is from RefSeq and is a predicted model, not a curated record. Gene Ontology annotation, molecular function: DNA-binding transcription factor activity, RNA polymerase II-specific; RNA polymerase II cis-regulatory region sequence-specific DNA binding. Gene Ontology annotation, biological process: regulation of transcription by RNA polymerase II. Lineage: Eukaryota; Metazoa; Chordata; Actinopteri; Batrachoidiformes; Batrachoididae. The transcript is spliced from 4 exons.